AUGUGUGCACGUGGUCCACUAACCGGUGCCGGUGUAUGGAAAGUGCAACAAAAACAAACCGGCUCAUUCUGGUCGACCAAUAGCCGGCCAAAACAAUUUGCUAUUAAACAGGCUGCCAUUAAAUCACCGGAUGAUCCUGAUAAAAAUUAUAGCCCAUUGAACGAAAUUGAUAUAAUGUUGCAAUUAAGCAACAAGGCCAGAAUUGUCCACCUGUACGAUAAUUGGCAGCAUGGUGAUUAUGUGUACAUGAAAUACGAGCUAUGCGAUUUUAGUUUGGCCCAAGUGUUUAAUGUUAAAGGGUUUGAGCUGAGUGGCAGGGACAAGGCAGAAUAG
Medioppia subpectinata is the source of this 333-nucleotide messenger RNA. NCBI's taxonomy places the organism in Eukaryota, Metazoa, Arthropoda, Arachnida, Sarcoptiformes, Oppiidae. The record is from the annotation of a GenBank genome assembly.